Plasmodium berghei ANKA is the source of this 951-nucleotide messenger RNA. Its product is annotated as ATP synthase subunit gamma, mitochondrial, putative. Gene Ontology annotation, biological process: proton motive force-driven ATP synthesis. The coding region runs from base 1 to 951 and encodes 316 amino acids. The transcript has 3 exons. The record is from RefSeq and is a predicted model, not a curated record. Gene Ontology annotation, molecular function: proton-transporting ATP synthase activity, rotational mechanism. NCBI's taxonomy places the organism in Eukaryota, Apicomplexa, Aconoidasida, Haemosporida, Plasmodiidae.
AUGAGCAAAAUGAUGGAAGCAGGCAGAAUGGCUAUACGUGCGAAAAUUUUCGGUUAUAAUAGCAUGGUCCCUGAAAUUGGAAAAAGAAAUUUUGCUAGUGACAACUUAAGGUCUUUAUCCCUUCGUAUGAAAUCAAUUAAGUCGAUCCAGAAAAUAACAAAGGCUAUGAAGAUGGUUGCUGCUUCAAAAUUUAAAGGCGAUCAAAAACGAUUAGAAAAUUGCAAAUAUUUUUCAACUCCAUUAGCUGAUAUAUUUAAUAGAUUAAACCAAUUGGAUAUCCAUAAAAAAAAUGAAGAUUUAGCUAUAAUAGCUAUAUCAUCAGAUAAAGGUUUAUGUGGUAGUGUAAAUUCAUCGAUAUCAAGAAUAUGUAAAAAUAUUUUAGAAAAUGAUCAAAUAGACAAUGAGCUUGUUAAUAACAUUUCACCAAAUAAAAUAUCAUUAUACGGAAUAGGCGAAAAAAUAAAAUCGGCUUUAAGUAGAUUACAUAGUGAUAAAUUUGAAGCUGUUUAUAGUGAAUAUAAUAAGAUACCAAUCAAUUUUAUGACUUGUUCAUAUAUUGCUGAAUCUAUAUUAAAAAAAAAUCAUACGAAUUUACUUAUUGUAUACAACAAUUUUAAAUCUGCUAUUUCAUUUGAUACUAAAAUUUUAAGUAUUUUUUCCCAAAAACAAUUAAACAAAAUUAACAAAAAAGAGUUAGCGACUUUCGAAUUCGAACCUGAACUCGAUUAUAUUUUUAAGGAUGUUUACGAGUUUUAUUUUACAUCUAUAAUAUAUAAUUGUAUAAUUGAAAACCUCGCCUCUGAGCAAUCUGCUAGAAUGACAGCAAUGGACAAUGCAUCAUCGAGUGCUACGGAUAUGCUCGGUGCUCUAUCCCUACGAUAUAACAGAGCCAGACAGUCGAAAAUCACCCUAGAACUCAUUGAAAUUAUAUCUGGUGCCAAUGCCUUAUAA